Messenger RNA from Heteronotia binoei (common prickly gecko), 846 nucleotides. It is a transcript of the gene DAPL1, whose product is annotated as death associated protein like 1. The record is from RefSeq and is a predicted model, not a curated record. Gene Ontology annotation, molecular function: death domain binding. The transcript has 4 exons. NCBI's taxonomy places the organism in Eukaryota, Metazoa, Chordata, Lepidosauria, Squamata, Gekkonidae. Bases 369 to 701 code for a protein of 110 amino acids. Gene Ontology annotation, biological process: apoptotic signaling pathway; cellular response to amino acid starvation; negative regulation of autophagy.
AUACAGGGGCAUUAUGAUACUGGCUGAUUUGUUUUCAGUUCCCUUCCUAAUCAUUCCCAGCAUGGCGUUGGCCUUUUUUUUAUUGCAAACGCACGCUGCCUUGACAUUUGCAGCGAGGCUUGGACUUCGAUGAGACGCGCUUUAGGCCCCAUCUUCUGACCCGCCUCCGUGAACACACUGCUCGCUUCACUCCCCCGGCGCCAGCAGGCCAGCCUUGCCCUUCCCCGCCUCUUUCCCUGGCCAGCGCCGCCCCCUUCUGCUCCGUGGAGAAAUAAAGGCGCAUCGCUGGGCUCCCGAGGGGAAAGAGACUUUGGGUAGGGGUUGUGCAAGCGGCGGCCGUUUCGGACUCGUUCCCUCCCGUAGCGGAGAUGCUGACAAAGGCCGACGGGCUGGCGCCGACCUCCCCCUUGAAAGGGGGGCGUUCCCCCGCAGUUAAAGCUGGAGGUAUGAGAGUUUCUAAGAAGCUGGAGAAUGGACCUGUUGAAAGGAGUCCCAAAGUCCAUGGGAGAGAAAGGACCAGUACGGUUAGCAUUGCAAAAAUGCAAAGCAUGAGCGUCUUGUUGGCAGAUGCAUUGGAGAAACUAAGACACAAAUUCCCUGCAGCUGCCGCACAAGGAGUGCAUCAAAAGCCACGGCCUACUCUGGAAAAGAUUAUACCACCCAAAAGAAUGUGCAUUAUUCAGCAGCCUCGGAAAUGUUAAAGAUGUAGAGUAAAAUAUUCAUAUAUCUGACAGACUUGCUCUUAACAAAACAGCACUUAGCUAAGCAAGUAGUAAAUGGACCAAAUGUCUUAUGCAGUUUCUAAUUCAUAUUUUCCAGGCAAUAAAACGAGUGUAUGUUCUGCAA